Effrenium voratum is the source of this 2842-nucleotide messenger RNA. The record is from the annotation of a GenBank genome assembly. NCBI's taxonomy places the organism in Eukaryota, Dinophyceae, Suessiales, Symbiodiniaceae.
CGUGGCUCAUAUGUCAAGAUCCGCAAGUGAUCCCAAUCUCAUGGAUGACACGCGCGCAAGAGUGCGCCGCACAGCCACGCCACCUCCACGGCCAGGUGCCAAAAGGGAAGCGGCGCAGUUGCCGACUGCCGAGGCUGAGAUCCAACCGGCUGACAACAGCAGCGGGGACGAAGCGGCUCGGCAAGCCGAAGCCAAACCUGAGAAGUCGCAGUUGCAGCAAUGGCCCUUCCGGCAGCGAGGAAUCAUCGCGUUGGCCUUGUCCUGUUGCGCCCUGAUGCUGGCGAUGGGACCUGCGGCCUACUGCUGGCUCAACCAGGGGCGGGCAGAGAUGGCGGACACCUACCGCGGCGGCGCCCACUUCCCCAACAACAAGAGCUGCGGCCUGGGCGCUGAGGCGACACACCAUCGUCCAGCUUUGUACCUGGGCCGGGACUAUGUCAACGAGGUCGCCUCUGGUGGCAUCAACGGCUUGUUGAUGAUGGUGGCCACGGUGGUGGCGGGCAUCAGCAUCGACCUUCCCGGGCAACACAUCUUCGCCAUGGGCGGCGCCAGUCUUUUGGCCUACGGCUUCUCCAUGGGCUUCGGCGCCUUUGUGGUGGAGGAAGCCAAAGAAGGCUUCGCCUGGAGCCAGAUGCAAGAGGAGUACAACGAAGUGCGGAAUAUGCCCAGCUCGGAAGUGGACGAGAUGAUUUGUCACUACAGGCGGCGCGGCCUGUCCGAGCAGGAUGCACGCACAGUGUCUGGGAUCCUGUCGCAAUACGAGGACUUUUGGGUGCACCACAUGAUGGCGGAGGAGCUAGGCAUUCAGCUGCCCAGAGGAGGCUCUGCUGCCCUCCAGUCCGGCCUGGCGACGGGGACCUCGUUUUUGGUCUUCGGCAUCGUGCCACUCCUAGGUCUAGCAGUUUCCAUGCUGCUGCGGAGCUGUCUUGGCCCAGCGUGGUACAGGCCGCAGUUCGCCACGGUCAUGUCACUGACCUUAAGCGCAGUGGCACUGUUGAUGCUGGGGACCUUUCUGAGCCGCGUGAUCGGGAGCCGUGCGCCUCUCUUCGACGGCCUGAUGAUGUGUGCCAACGGCUUCGCAGCCUCGUUCAUGGCUUUUGCGGUGGGCCAGAUGCUGGUGAACGGCGAGGGCCGCGCCAUCGUUGCUCAGCCAAAGGAGCAGAGGCGAUGCUUAGACACCAGCAGCGCGGGUUCCACCAGCGUUCGACAUGCGCACGAGCAUCAUGCGGACGAUCAAGUGCAAGCGGACGAGCAUGUCAAUGCAGACGAGCACACGAAAGCGUGGCCUCACUUUCGGCACCAGUUCUUCCUCAGCAGCUCCGUGCUGUGGGUGGCGGUGUGCUCCGCCAUCGUAGCCUGGCAGACGGCCAACCGGGCGGUGAUCGCCUUCCAGCGCAUGCAUUGGGAAGUUCUUCGAGUGUUUGCCUAUGGCUUGCUGACCUGCGUCACCACCGGCCUGGGCGCCGUGCCCUUCCUGGUGAUCCAGCCGGGUCCCUUGGGCAUGGGCCUCGCGGUGGCCAAUGCAGUGGCCGCCGGAAUGAUGCUGGCGGCUUCUGGCAGCAUGCUGUUUGAGGCCCACGAGCACUGCGGGCCUUGGGACUGGCAGAUCCUCGCGGGACUGGGGGCCGGCGCGCUCUUCAUCCGCGCCAGCGAGCGAUUGCAUGGGGAGGAAGAGGAGGAAGAGGAGGGCAUUGCAGCUCUGCAUGAGGCCUUGCUUGAAAGGAAGCAAUGGCGUAAGGCGAUGCUGAUCUUCACAGUCAUGUUCUGCCACUCAGCGGCUGAAGGCAUUGCAGUUGGCGUUGCAUUCAGCAGGCAGCUGAACCAUGAAUUUGGGGUCUACAUCUCCUUGCUUCUGGCAGUGCACAACGUACCGGAGGGCUUGGCGGUGGCUCUGGUCUUGGUGCCCCGUGGCGUCUCUGCCACUCUCACCACCUUUAUCGCAAUGCUGACCAGCGUGCCGCAGCCGGUUCUGGCUCUUGCCGCGUUCCUGUUCGUGGAGGUCUUUCAAGGCCUUUUGCCGCUGGGCCUCGCCUUCGCUGCCGGCGCCAUGGUCUACGUGUGUUUGCACGAGCUGCUGGUGGAGUCCGUAGAGCAACUGGGGGUGACCAAGGCCACGGUGGCCCGGGACCCAGACGGAGCGCAGUGGCUCAAGAUGGCCUUGAGCUUUGGCAGGUCGGCCGAUGGCAUUAAGGAGAGCAGCUGCCCUGCUGGCCUUGCUGGGCCCUGUGGCCUUCUUGCAGGCGCGGCUUGCGAAGCUAUCGCGACGUGCUUCAGUGAGCGAUGCCGAGAAGAAGUUGGUUUUAGAAUCGACGAGAGGAAGAUCCAAGAAAUCCUGAACAAAGACUUCUUCGGGAUGGUGGAGGCGGUGAAGUUCGGGCAGCAGCACGGCUCCGGGCUCAACGCCAAGGACUGGCAGCAGGCGGACGUGGUGCUGAUAGGCCCUGACCGAGUUGGCAAGGGCCCUGUAACUUUGCAGCUCGCCUUACGUGGCCUCAAGGCCGCCGGCUGCCGGGUGUCUUCUUACGAGAGGCUUCCCGCGGAGAUCUCUGGCUUGAAGCCGCAGCAGGUGGCGCUUCUCACCAUGGAGGAGCAGCGCCUUUUGCGCGUACGUCAGAGCAAGCUGAAAGAGCUGAAGAUCUGCAAGAAGCCCAUGCUUUUCGAAGACGACUUUGCAACACCUUCCCGUGUGCGAAGCGACCUGGAGUUGAUGAAGCAGCUUCAGGAGCAGAACCCCACCUGGGACCACUUCGAUCUCACGUAUUUGGCGCCUGAGGAUUGCGCCUCACUGCUGGCGCACAAGGUCCGCGCUGCCAGGGAUGCUGCGGCACUGAGGAUGGAUUAG